Molecule: messenger RNA, 2346 nt
Organism: Rasamsonia emersonii CBS 393.64
Lineage: Eukaryota; Fungi; Ascomycota; Eurotiomycetes; Eurotiales; Trichocomaceae
Exons: 3
Coding region: 1-2346 (781 amino acids)
Biological process (GO): DNA-templated transcription; regulation of DNA-templated transcription
Molecular function (GO): DNA-binding transcription factor activity, RNA polymerase II-specific; DNA binding; zinc ion binding
Source: RefSeq, a predicted model, not a curated record
AUGCCCGCCAGCGGAGACAAGGCCAAGCAGGGGAAGCGCCGCGUCCCCGACUCUCUCCGCCGGCGGACGCUGGUGAGCUGCGAUCGCUGCAAAAUCCGCCGCAUUCGCUGCCUGCGCGCCAACGAGCACGAGACGUGUGCCAGCUGCGUGAGCUGCGGCGUCAAGUGCGAGUCGACUCUGCCGCGCAAGCAGCGCGUCUACGGCAGUGUCGAGCGCUUCAGUCUGCGCUACCGUGCCCUCGAUGCCCUCGUGCGCGGCCUGUUUCCCGACGAUGACACGGACGAUAUCGACACGCUGUUCCGCCUCGCCAAAGACCGUGGGAUCCCCAUGCCCCCUGCGGACGACCAGACGCCGGCCCCGGAUGCCUUCAGCCAUUCGCCGGCACAGACCCCGGCAGACGACAGGAGUGACGGUCUGGCGUCGGAGGUGUUUGGGGAGAGACUGAUCCCGGCGCCUCAUGGCGUCUCGCAUUACGUCGGGCCAGUCAGCUCGUUCGACUUUGCGACGACAAUUCGACAGCUCGUGGCCAAAUGCAAUGGCAUAUCUUCUGGCGUGCGUCCACGCGACGGGCAGCGGAGCAAGCUGGAAGCGGAAAUCGCCAAUGCAAAGGGCGGCAGAGCGCUCGAAUCGCGCAUAAGGGGCCGUGCAGCAAUGUUCGCGGGUGGGAGACAUACGUCAGGCGUCGAUUAUCCGUCCUCGAGCAGACAGCGGGGACAGUAUUCGACCUCAGAUCCGCCGCCUCUUCGAGAUAUGCUGCCGCCGAAAAACGUGUCGGAUGAACUGGUCCGCGCCUUCUUCGAUCACGUCCAUCCCAAUUACACCCUGUUCCAUCGGGGCACGUUCCAGCUGCGCUAUGAGGCCCUGUGGCAGCCAGACUCCUCCCAAGCGCCGGAACCCGAGCCGGGCUGGGUCUGCUCCUUGUUUAUGAUGCUGGUCCUGGGAGCGGAGACGCUGGGGCAGGAUGGCUCGGACGAGGCGACGUCGAUCCAGAGUCGCUAUGUGAAAAUGGUGCGCGAACGGUUUGAGCAGCUGGCCUUCACCGCCAGCCUGGCCAACGUCCAGGCGCUGCUGCUGCUUCAGCUCUACGAACAUAAUUCGGGCGAGCGCAACGCGGCAUGGAUGAUCCUCGGGCUGGCCGCUCGCAUGGCCAUCGCGCUGGGCAUGCACCGCGAAGGCGUGAACGAAGGGUUUGACCCGAUCGAGAGGAACACCCGGCGCAUGGUCUGGUGGACGCUGUACAUGUUCGAACAGAAGAUUUCUAUUAUUCUCGGGCGACCGCCGUGCAUCGACCCGAUGGAGGUGAACGUCCGACUGCCGGACGAGGCCGUCCUCGAUGGGGGAGACUUCCCCCCGGACUGUCAUGCCCACGCCCUGGCUCUGAUCCAGAUUGGCCCCCGCGUCAAACGACUGGCGUCUGCGCUGUCGCCCAAGUACACGAGCGAGGACGCCUUGCUGGCGACUUGCGCCAAGGCCGGGCACAUGCUGCAAGAGCUGAACGCGUGGAAGUCCCGGCUGCCGCAGCAUCUGACACCCAAUUGGCAUCCCAUGAUUCCGCGACAUCGUCGCGCCGUGCUCAUGAUGCACAUCUACUACCAUUACCUCGAGUCCAUCGUGACGCGGCCGUACCUGUUGUGUCGAGUCAACCGGGACAUCGAGCGGCAGCUGCAGACCGGCCCUCCUACGCUGACGGCCGUCAGCCCCAAGAUCGACAAGCUGGCUCAGGCGUGUCGUUCCUCGGCGAAGGUGGCGCUGGACCACCUGCACCAGCUGUCGAUGUUCGGGCAGCUGGAGGGGGUCGCCUGGAUGGACUUUUACUACGUGUACCACGCGAUGAUGGUGCUAAGUCUGGACUUUCUGGGGCGGCCGCGCGACUCGGCGGACUCGGCGGAGGACGUGGCGCACAAGGAGCGCUUGUCGACGAUGGUCGAGCUGGCUCGCCGAAGCAAGCUGGCGCCGACGUACAAGAUCCUGUCCCGGGUGGCGACCGAUCUCGCGUUGAUCGUGGGGGUCGAGGUCGAGGACGCGUCGGAGAAGCAGGAGGCUACGUCGGCGGAUGUGAAGCCCAUUCCGAGCACUCCUCCGCAGCCGUACACCGCGAGCAGCGUCGCGGAUCCGCCGAGCGAGAUCCUACCGGUGCCGGAGCUGGUGUCGGACUUGUAUGGGAUCAACGAGAUGCCGUGGGACUUUUUCCACCUGGGUAGCGACUUUGCGGCAGGGGCGCAGCACAUCGCGGCGCAAUUUGCCGGUCAAUCGAAUAUAUGGAGUAUGUACAGUUUAGCAGUCUCUCGCCAAGGCAUUACUCAUACUACAACCUCCAGCUCCAGCUCUCCCCAAACAGCUAGCUGA